AUGGGGCCUACCCUGGCGGUUCCUACCCCUUAUGGCUGUAUCGGCUGUAAUCUGCCUCAACCUGACUACCCACCGGCUCUGAUCACCUUCAUGUUCUGCGCGAUGGUUAUCACCAUCGUCGUUGACCUGAUCGGCAACUCCAUGGUCAUUUUGGCGGUGACGAAGAACAAGAAGCUCCGGAAUUCUGGCAACAUCUUUGUGGUCAGCCUCUCUGUGGCUGACAUGCUGGUGGCCAUCUACCCCUACCCUCUGAUGCUGCAUGCCAUGUCCAUUGGGGGCUGGGACCUAAGCCAGCUCCAGUGCCAGAUGGUUGGGUUCAUCACAGGGCUGAGUGUGGUCGGUUCCAUCUUCAACAUCGUGGCCAUCGCUAUCAACCGUUACUGCUACAUCUGCCAUAGCCUCCAGUAUGAACGGAUCUUCAGUGUGCGCAAUACCUGCAUCUACCUGGUUGUCACUUGGAUCAUGACCGUCCUGGCUGUCCUGCCCAACAUGUACAUUGGCACCAUCGAGUAUGAUCCUCGCACUUACACCUGCAUCUUCAACUAUCUGAGCAACCCUGUCUUCGCUGUGACCAUCGUCUGCAUCCACUUCGUCCUCCCUCUCCUCAUAGUUGGUUUCUGCUACAUCAGAAUCUGGACCAAAGUGCUGGCGGCCCGUGACCCAGCUGGACAGAAUCCUGACAACCAACUUGCUGAGGUUCGCAAUUUUCUAACCAUGUUUGUGAUCUUCCUCCUUUUUGCAGUGUGCUGGUGCCCUAUCAACGUGCUCACUGUGUUGGUGGCUGUCAGUCCAAAGGAGAUGGCAGGCAAGAUCCCCAACUGGCUUUAUCUUGCAGCCUACUUCAUAGCCUACUUCAACAGCUGCCUCAACGCUGUCAUCUACGGGCUCCUCAAUGAGAAUUUCCGACGAGAAUACUGGACCAUCUUCCAUGCUAUGCGGCACCCCAUCCUGUUCCUCUCUGGCAUCAUCACUGAUAUUCGUGAGACGAGGGAGGCCCGUGCCCUGGCCCGUGCCCGUGCCCGCGCUCGUGACCAAGCCCGUGAACAAGCUCGCGAACAAGACCGUGCCCAUGCCUGUCCUGCUGUGGAGGGAACCCUGAUGAAUGUCCGGAAUGUUCCACUGCCUGGUGAUGCUGCCGCUGGCCACCCUGAUCGUGUCUCUAGCCACCCCAAGCCCCGUUCCAGGUCUGCCUCUGCCUACCGCAAAUCUGCCUCUAUCCACCACAAAACUGUUUCUGGCCAUUCCAAGGCUGCCUCUGGCCACUCCAAGUCUGCUUCUGGUUACCCCAAGUCUGCCACUGUCUACCCUAAGCCUGCCUCUGUCCACUUCAAGGCUGACUCUGUCUAUUUCAAGCCUGCCUCUGUCCAUUUCAAGGGUGAGUCUGUUCAUUUCAAGCCUGCUUCCAAGUCUGCCAUUGGUCACCACGUCUCUGCUGGCAGCCACGCCAAGUCUGCCUUCAGCCCAGCUACUAGCCGCCCUGAAGCCACCACUGACCAUGUCAAGCCUGCUCCCAGCCACCCUGAGUCCACCACUGCUGACUACCUUGAGCCUGCCACCACCAGCCAUCCUGAGCCCACUGCUGCAGGACACCCUGAGCUGUCUGCCUCCCACUGCCCUGAGACCAUUGACACUAGCCGCCUUGAGUCUGACGUCACUGACCUCCCAGAGUUUGCUUCCAGCCCUACCGCUGUGUCCCCUGAGCCUGCUGCCAGCCAGCUGGAGCUUACCCCUGCUGCUGACCUUCCUGACCCUGCUGUAGUCACUCCCGCCACCAAUGAUUACCAGGAGGUUGUAGUUAUUGAUGUUGAGGAUGAUUCUGAUGAAAUGGCUGUGUAA
Marmota monax (woodchuck) is the source of this 1836-nucleotide messenger RNA. It is a transcript of the gene Gpr50, whose product is annotated as G protein-coupled receptor 50. NCBI's taxonomy places the organism in Eukaryota, Metazoa, Chordata, Mammalia, Rodentia, Sciuridae. Gene Ontology annotation, cellular component: membrane. The transcript is spliced from 2 exons. The record is from RefSeq and is a predicted model, not a curated record. The coding region runs from base 1 to 1836 and encodes 611 amino acids. Gene Ontology annotation, biological process: G protein-coupled receptor signaling pathway. Gene Ontology annotation, molecular function: melatonin receptor activity.